AUGAAGGCCAAUGUUUCCCAUCAUGGCGAGCCAGAAGUUGAGCAAGCCAAAGCAUCAAUUCCAAGCCAUCAACCUGCCGCCGACGUUACGUCGGCAGACAUCGAUGAUGCAGCUCAAGCUACACAUCUUGAGCAUGAGAUGGGGUUUCUUGGGUCUCUGAAGAUAUAUCGCAAAGGGGUGGCCUGGUCAAUAAUGUUGUCAACCGCCAUUGUCAUGGAAGGCUUUGAUCUCGUCCUUCUCAGCGGCCUUCUGGGGUUUCCCGCGUUCGAAGAGAAAUACGGUGCUCUCCAAGCAGACGGCAGCUAUGAACUCUCAGCUCAAUGGCAGACUGGCCUGUCCAUGGGCUCAAUGGUUGGCCAGAUCAUUGGUCUUUUUCUCAACGGCUAUAUCGCAGACCGCUUUGGAUACCGCAAAACCAUGAUGGCAGGACUCGCGUCAAUCGCUGCGUUCAUAUUCAUUCCGUUCUUUGCGCAAAACAUUGUAACGUUCUUCUUCGGUCAGGUCCUUCUUGGUAUACCUUUUGGCAGUUUCCAGGCUGUAGCUUGUACCUAUGCUGCCGAAGUCGUUCCAACACAAUUGCGAGCCUAUCUGACCACGUACAUUAAUCUUUGCUGGGUUUUUGGACAAAUCUUAGGAUCCGGUAUCCUCCGUGCCCUUGUACACAGGACUGAUACUUGGGGGUACAAAAUUCCCAUCGCUGUGCAGUGGUUCUGGCCGCUUCCCCUGUUCGUAGGCUGCAUCUUCGUGCCUGAGUCGCCAUGGUGGCUUGUACGACAAGGACGAACUGAAGAAGCCAAACGUUCACUCGGUCGACUGACCAGUGGGACGGAUUCCACCUACAGCAUUGAAAAGACCGUAGCUAUGAUAACUUACACUAUCGAUUUAAACAAGGCGACGUCUAGCGGUACUUCCUAUCUCGAAUGUUUCAGGGGUGUCAAUCUCCGCCGCACUGAGCUGGUCUGUAUGUCAUGGAUGAUCUCAGUCUUGAGCGGUUCGCCUUUGAUGGGCUAUUCAAGCUAUUUUUACCAACAGGCUGGGCUUGAUGUCAGCAACUCUUUUACCAUGACCGUUGCGCAAUACUGCUUAGGAGCUAUAGGUACAUUUUGUUCAUGGUUUCUGAUGGGCCGGGCCGGUCGACGCACUAUCUAUUUAUAUGGCUUGGCAACCAUGUGCGUUACAUUGCUCACGAUCGGAUUCACCUCUCUGGCGGGCAGAUCGAACAUCGCCGCGCAAUGGACCAUCGGAUCAUUACUCCUGGUGUAUACUUUCCUGUAUGACUGCACUGUCGGGCCGGUAGCCUACACGCUCGUGUCUGAGUUGCCAUCGUCGCGUUUGAGGACGAAAUCGGUCGUCCUGGCAAGAAAUAUGUAUCAGAUCGUGAAUAUCAUUUCAACCAUCAUUACGCCGCCCAUGUUGAAUCCCACAGCCUGGAACUGGGGCGCAAAAAGCGGAUUUUUCUUUGCGGGAACUUGUUUCCUGUGUCUCGUCUGGACCUUCCUUAGGUUGCCAGAACCAAAAGGAAGGACAUUCGCCGAGCUAGAUGUGCUGUUUGAAUCCGGAGUUCCUGCUCGGAAGUUUCGAACUACCGCGGUUGCGGAGGUCGAUCCGGCAGGCCUGGCUAAAGAAUCCUUUGCCGUCCACGUGGAGAGAACUACACCUAGCCCUUGA
This is a messenger RNA of Truncatella angustata, 1668 nucleotides long. Its product is annotated as general substrate transporter. Gene Ontology annotation, cellular component: membrane. NCBI's taxonomy places the organism in Eukaryota, Fungi, Ascomycota, Sordariomycetes, Amphisphaeriales, Sporocadaceae. The record is from RefSeq and is a predicted model, not a curated record. Bases 1 to 1668 code for a protein of 555 amino acids. Gene Ontology annotation, biological process: transmembrane transport; carbohydrate transport. The transcript is spliced from 2 exons. Gene Ontology annotation, molecular function: carbohydrate:proton symporter activity.